Pogona vitticeps (central bearded dragon) is the source of this 1469-nucleotide messenger RNA. NCBI's taxonomy places the organism in Eukaryota, Metazoa, Chordata, Lepidosauria, Squamata, Agamidae. The record is from RefSeq and is a predicted model, not a curated record.
AUGCUCGUUAAGCAAGACAUUUCACUAUGGGCUACACAGGGAUUUAUUGAAAAUGUCAAGUUUUUGUGUUUUCACUUGCAGAAACUGUCAGCAGCAAUAGAACAGGAGCCAAGUGAUGCAGAAUAUUAUUGUCAGCGAGCAUAUGCUUACAUUCUUCUACAAAAUUACCAUGGUGCCAUUGCAGAUACAAAGAAGGCACUAGGACUAGAUCCUAAUAAUGCUGUAGCCUUUCUUAGACAAGGGAUUGGUGAAUAUCAUCUGAAAAACUAUGCAUCUGCACUGACAUGUCUCAGGGAGGGACAAAAACUCAACAGUGCAGAUACGUCUUUUACUGUUUGGAUUAAAAUAUGUGAAGAAGCCAUAAGUGCAGGAUCACAAGAUGAAAUGCACCAGUCACGAUCGUCUAAGAUCAAGUAUGAUUGGUACCAGACAGAAUCUCAUGUAAUUGUGACAAUUAUGAUCAAAAACGUGAAGAAGGAUGAAGUAAGAGUACAGUUCUCAGAGAAAGAGCUAAAUACAUUAGUGAAGCUUUCUUCAGAGGAAGACUAUAACUUAAAGCUUAAUCUUCUUCAUCCUAUAAUUCCAGAACAAAGUUCAUUCAGAAUUCUUUCAACUAAGAUUGAGAUUAAAAUGAAGAAGCCAGAAGCCAUACGAUGGGAGAAACUUGAAGGAGAUGGAGGUUCAAAACUAAAGCAGUUUACCCCAGUUUCAGAUUCAGUACUUCUCUAUCCAUCAUCCUCUCAUUAUACACGGAACUGGGAUAGAUUGGUGGUUGAGCUAAAAGAAGAAGAGAAGAAUGAAAAGUUAGAGGGUGAUGCAGCUUUAAAUAAACUUUUCCAGCAGAUCUACUCGGAUGGCACCGAUGAAGUGAAGCGCGCCAUGAAUAAAUCUUUUAUGGAAUCUGGUGGAACAGUUCUGAGCACAAACUGGUCUGAUGUGGGUAAAAGGAAAGUAGAAGUCAAUCCUCCAGAUGACAUGGAAUGGAAAAAAUUUUAACUUAUUCAUGUGCCACUCUCUGCUGCCCAUAUUUACGUUAUCUAUCAUUGUAUAUGGACACAGGAUCUUUGAAGCUGAAGCACUGAAUGUUCAUUAUGAAGAUUAUUGCAGUCUUUGUAUCUUUACAUGCUUUAGGACGACCUUUUCUUUGCAGGUUUUAGAGGUGCAAUCAGGAGUUUAAAGCCUCUCAAUAUCGCUGUCCACUGAAGGGGUUUUGUUUGAUUAUAGCCUGAACCUAGUGAUAACACUAGGCAUUUCCUGCUGGAUUGCCAAUUCUGACUGGAUGUUUGGAGAGUUAGCAAGGCGUUUAAUUGGACUACAUAGGAAUAUUGCCUUAUCAAUGUACACAGUUCCUUUAAAUAAUUUAUUUACUUUUGGUGACUUUCAGAUUGUUUGUUGUUUAACUCUGCAUACAAAUAAACCUGUAAAUAUAUAACUUUUCCAUUAAAAAGCCAGGCUCAUUCUUUUAUUUA